UUUUUUUUCCUCAGCGACUUAUGAGGCAGCGGCAGAGAAGCUUCCCGUAGCUUUGAAUGAAUCAGAUGUCGAUCGUGAAUUUAGUCAGCAAACAAAAGAAAGUAGAAGCAUGAGGCGUAAAAAAGUACAAGAGAGCGAUUUCACCGAGGACGAGGAGACCACUGACGGCGAGAAGGGCGUACUUACCUACCAGGAUUUUCCAACAGGGCCUUCGUCAAGAAAAAUUAACGAUGAAACUGCGAUCACUAUUUCUGCAGUUAACGACCAAUUGCCGCCAACAGAAGCAAGCGCUGAUAAAGAGGCAGAAGGUGAUCCAAAAGAAAUCAGCAUUAAUGCUGGACUGACAGAAAUAACUGCUACAAUCUGUAAGCCAAUAUCAAACAAUUUCGCAGCAAUACAUAAUGAAAUAUCAGUGGUCGCAGACAAGGAAUUAUUAGCUGUUGAAGAUCAAGACAAUGUCACUGGAAAAAAUAGAGAAAUGCUUGGCAGCCCUUCUCCCACCAACAAAGAGCCAUCAGGGUAUUGUGAUCAAUUGAAUGACUCCAAUUCGCAAGAUUCCAUGGAGAUAGAAUCUGAGGAAGAUCUUGAUAGUAGUGAGAAAGUCAGCAAUAUUUUACAAUCAGCAGAUACAGCAGAUGCUUCUCCAAUUAUCGAUGGACCAUCCGUCUCUCAUACCCAGUGUCUCCAAAACUUAAACCAAGAUAAUUUUUCUGAUGCUGAAAAUGAUGAAACUGCAGUUGAUUGCUACUCUUCAGGUAAAUUGGAAAAGUGAAAAGAUAUCCAAAGUGGCUUUAUAAUCCACGUUUUA
This is a messenger RNA of Nasonia vitripennis (jewel wasp), 808 nucleotides long. RefSeq lists its product as uncharacterized. NCBI's taxonomy places the organism in Eukaryota, Metazoa, Arthropoda, Insecta, Hymenoptera, Pteromalidae. The record is from RefSeq and is a predicted model, not a curated record. Bases 110 to 772 code for a protein of 220 amino acids. The transcript has 4 exons.